CAUGACUGUGAUGUCUCCUCGUGGCACCAUUACACAUCCAUCGAGCUUUCGCUUCAAGGCACCACAGAUACUCCUGAAGGAUUAGGUUCCUCCUGCUGAGAUGUCGAGACAGAGCGGGCCUUGCCUCGCGAAUUGUUGAGAAGAACUAGCGAUUGACAGACACGAUGCUAUAAGAGUUGAUGGGGUCGGCCUUCAAGAGCAUCGUCUGAUCUGAGUUUUCCCGCCCUUUGAAAGAGUCUUGGCUCUUUCUCGUGCAUAUAAUACAUCGCAGCAGUAAGUUGUCACACUGUAGCAGUAGGUACCAUGGGGGUGUCGCUGUCAGAGCGAGCAACUUUGUUUUGAAUUACAGGCAAAAUCUAAAAGGCUGACCUUGGCCAAGAUGAACGCCUGGCAAGCGUUCUCAGCUAUGGCGUCGGAGACUGGACAGACACUGUCUAGAGGCGGACGUGCUUACCUAAAGCAGAUUGACACGCUUUUGGCCUCAAACCAUCUCAAUGUUGCGAGCUUUCGGAGUCAUCGUGCCCACCUAUCAACCCCGCUCCAACAUAAUUUUUCCCACAACUCGCAUCAAUUCUCGCGCGUCGCAUUUGACAGUAGCAUCCUCAGCAAUGUCGUCCCAGGAUAUUGUAGUACGCGAGCCAGUCCUGCUUCCGCUAGAGGACUACCUAGGAGCAACACCCAUACCACAUUUACCUCUUGAAAACACCGACAAAUUCUAUAAACUCUACAUGGAGAGGGAUGACGGUAUCCUCUCACUUUACAACAGGCCCGGUGACGCAAACUUUGGCCACUGGGGAGGAACCUGGUGUCAAGCUCUUCCAGAUGAAGCCGACAAGCCGCCAAUGUGCCAGUACAUCAACGAGUCGCUAGAUAACAUUGCACCGGUUGUGCUCCCUCAAGAACGAUGGAUGCGCCGCGCUACCGACUACCUGACCCAUCUAUGCCCAUACGCAUAUAUGCAAGUCCAAUGUCGCGAGAUGAUGAAGAUCUGGCCAGUCGACCAGAUGCCUGCGUGGGUGCCUGUUCUCAGAGAGCGCUGGCUGAUCGUCAAACGAGCCAAGAAAGAGAACAGAGAUGCAUGGGAGACUUGGUUGCAGAGAGGCGAGAGCAGCAACGACGAAAGCCUGCUGCAGGUGGCCAGAAAAGAGCGGGAACAAGAGGCUCGCCGUCUACGAUAUCAGGAGCUUGCGAAGGUGCGUAAUCGCGAUCAGUUGAUUGCCAAGCAUCAAGCAAGGCGCGAGUACGUUGCAGUCGUGCGGGCAGCCGAGAAAGAGCGUGAGCAGCAACAGAGGGAGUAUAACGAAGCCAAUCCUUUCACAUAUAUGGACCCGAAGAUAUGGAAAGCAGAAGCGGCAGCCGAAAUCCAGCUGUUGUGUCAGCAGCUGGAACUUGACAGCCAGAAACAACAUCGGCCACCCCUACUUCUUCAUCAACUCGGCGAUGAUCCUCUUCAACCUUCUUCCAGGAAGAUAACCUCUGCCAACCAGUCCAAUGAACAAGUACAGGACGUAUCCUCACCUCCCAAGGAUCGUCAGAGCAGCACCGAGAACACUUCAGAGCCCGAUCUAGGACGACCCGUUACGCCAACUUUGAUGACCGCCGGCGACUCCGCUAGCCGCUCUACAGACUCUUCUGAUUCUUCCUAUUCUCCUACGCAGAGUCUGGAAGUCGUCAAGAAAGGAAUCAGGAGUCAACUUCGUGACAAAGGCAGGAGAGUCUCCGGACAGGCCAAGGAACUUGCUAUGCGUUAUCGACUGGCUUCUUUCAUGGACCCAGGAGAUAAGAAGAGACAGAAAAAGGAGGAACAAGAGAAGACCUCCAAGGAUAGCCUGGCACAAGCGUCGCCAUCUCAAAAAGGCAAACCACAGUCAUCUGCCACCGGAAAGAAGGGAGGAUGGCUUCGGCGAGGUAACAUGGACAUGGUCUGAAUGCAUACACGGGAAUGGGGAAAUGUCAAGUAUGGGAACUAGGUGGAAGUCAUAGAGUAGGAAGGGCAGUAAAUCUCAUCAACCAACCAUGGUGAACCUGCUUACUGCUAGCUCCUUUGGUCUGAUCUCACGGACAAUCUGAGUCAACGUCAUACGUAAACACUCC
Messenger RNA from Aureobasidium pullulans EXF-150, 2094 nucleotides. RefSeq lists its product as uncharacterized. NCBI's taxonomy places the organism in Eukaryota, Fungi, Ascomycota, Dothideomycetes, Dothideales, Saccotheciaceae. The record is from RefSeq and is a predicted model, not a curated record. Bases 495 to 1928 code for a protein of 477 amino acids. The transcript has a single exon.